This is a messenger RNA of Hylaeus volcanicus, 25096 nucleotides long. RefSeq names its product muscle-specific protein 300 kDa (gene Msp300). Gene Ontology annotation, molecular function: actin filament binding. The record is from RefSeq and is a predicted model, not a curated record. Gene Ontology annotation, biological process: nuclear migration. Gene Ontology annotation, cellular component: cytoplasm; nuclear outer membrane; meiotic nuclear membrane microtubule tethering complex. Lineage: Eukaryota; Metazoa; Arthropoda; Insecta; Hymenoptera; Colletidae. The transcript has 39 exons. The coding region runs from base 800 to 24706 and encodes 7968 amino acids.
GGAGAAGGACGCAGGAUAAUAGCAUCGAUCGGCCGGAGUGUUCCCAUCAGGAAGGUUAUGAAGUAAGAGCGAGAGGGAGAAAGAGAUAUGACGCGGCAGAGCUUGGUAGACGAUGACGACCGCGACGUGGAAACGUCCGCGUCAGCGUUAGCAGCGGCGCAUAGCUCGGUUCGCUGGAGACGCGAACGUCGUUGAUCGUGCUAGUCCUCGUCGUCGGUCGUUGCGAUUUGCGAUCGUCCUCGUGAUCGUGCAAUGCGGCUCGCGGCCACGGCUAGUGGGUGGAUCGGGGGAAUAGCGGGGCACGGAGGGCACCGCAUGGCGGAACGAGGUGGGGACCCGGCGAGAGGUCGGGAAGAGAGGCACCGAUAUCGAACCGGCGCGGACGGCCAGAGUGCAUUCCGUGAGCGGUAGACGCGUAUCGUACAUAGUCGCGAACGGCUGAUAUGCCUGCGCGCGUCGUUGGUUGAACGUAAUCGCAUGCUAGACGCUUGCCUGAGUAAAAUCUAGCGAGAACACGAGCGCGGAAAAACGAAUCGUUUGUUUCUGUUUUACGUUGGCGUCGACCGACGAGUUUUGGUGAGGCGCAACGAGCCGAUGUACGCGGUGGUGGUGGUGCCCGUAGGGUGUGGUGAGCGGAGAACAGGUGUCCACGAGCGUAGCUCGACCGUGAAAACAGCGCGAGCCGGAAACGGACGGGUGCAGCGGGUACAUCGGCAUGAAUUUCUUAACGCGUUCGAGAGAAUAGAUAAGGACUGGAUCCGGUCGUUGGCAGAGAGAACGGAGCGCGACUACUCCAGGUAUGUCGACGCCACCGAAGAGCGAGAGUCCUACCGGCGCGGGCGACAGCCCGAGAACACCACGUGGUGGUCGACUCCGGGACAGAGUUAGCUUCUUCGAGCAGGUGUGGUCCGGCGGAGCCACCGAGCACCGGAGCACCGAAGACCUAUUCGAGGAGAUCGAUGCCAAGCGACGCGUCGCUCGGUUUCGAUCGAUCGCGGACCCUAGGCCCUCGUCCAGGACCAGCGAUUCAUCCUUCGAGGAGAGCUUCGAGAGAUUGGUGGAGGAGGGUGAAUUGAACGGCGCGAAGGUGGUGAAAUUCGAGAAGAUCACCGUGAGAAAGAGCGUCCGAGAAAUCGGUCCCGGUACCACCGGCCUCGCUCAUCACCAUCGUGUCCUCACCGAGUCCAGCAGGACGCCAAGCGAGGAACACGCCCUCGAGGAUUCGGCUUAUCAGAGCCACAGCCACGGUGCGUUCAGUCACGGGAGCAAGUCCAGUUCGGUCACUUCCUUUACCAGAUUCCCCUCGGAGGAGAGUCUAUCGCAAAGGCGGACCAGCAGCCCCCAACAGCAUCUGGGACCGGAUGAUCGAAUCCCGUCCGAGUGGUACGCCGAGUAUCGCACGCGAAGCUUUCAUAACCCCGGCAGAAUCGAGUACGUGCGCACCAAAAGCGAAUACGACGCACACAUCGCCGAGAUCAAAGACGAACAAGAACGAGUACAGAAGAAAACUUUUGUCAACUGGAUCAACUCUUACCUAUCCAAGAGAGUCCCACCGCUUCGAGUGGAAGACUUAAUCGAGGACCUGAAAGAUGGCACCCGCCUACUCGCGUUGCUCGAAGUGUUGUCCGGGGAGAAACUGCCGGUGGAACGAGGGCGUAACUUGAAGAGGCCGCAUUUUCUUAGCAACGCCAAUACCGCGCUACAAUUCUUACAGAGCAAAAAGAUUAAAUUAGUCAACAUAAAUUCGUCCGAUUUAGUCGACGGAAGACCGCCCGUAGUGCUCGGCCUGAUAUGGACCAUCAUCCUGUACUUCCAGCUACGAUCGAAGGAUCGAAGAAAGAUCGAAGAAAACACAAAGGCUUUGGAGUAUCUCGGACACACCUGGGGCAGCCAGAGCAGCUUGGAGAGUCUCAGUACUCAGGGUUCGGCCGCCAGCGAGAGAAGACGCAUAAGCAGCGAGAAAUGGAAGCAGGGAGCAAGGAAAACUUUGCUUCAGUGGGUGACCAACGCCCUGCCAAAGGACAUCGGCAUCCAUGUUCGCGAUUUCGGCGAGAGUUGGCGAGACGGGAACGCUUUCUUGGCCAUCAUCGACGCGAUUCGAGCGAAUCUGGUAAACAUCGCCGCGAUGAGAGAAGCUUCCAACAGGGCUCGUCUGGAGACUGCUUUUCAAGUUGCCGAGGUGGAACUAGGCAUCGCCAGACUCCUCGAUCCGGAGGAUGUAGAUGUUCCUCAGCCUGACGAAAAGUCCAUAAUGACGUACGUCGCGCAAUUUUUACACAAGUAUCCGGAACCAGGAUCUGCCGCUGCCGACUCGUUCGCCGCUGUGCAACAGGAAUACGACCGACUGUUUAGCUGGCUCAGCGAGAGAGUCGGACAUUUGGAGCAGUUAGAGAGGACUAAUUCUUUUCCGUUGAAUUUCGGGGAGUACAUUGCCUUAAAAACUGAAGGUGAUCAACAGCGAGCGGUGUAUGAUAAAUUGCAGCGUCUCGUCGAGACACCCAGCAUGAUCAGCAUCACCAGAGACUCUUGGAGACAUAUACAGAACUUGUGGAAAACGUUUGAAAUUCUUAUGUUUCAUUGGCUCUGGCUUCUGGACUCCGCCUUGCCAGGAGAAUUAGGCGAAGUGGGUAGAUGGUUAGGUAAAGCCGAAGCCCUUUUAAUAUCGGACAACGACAUACCGGAGGAGAUGACGGAGGAAACGGCCAACAUAAUAUCGAACAAAUUAGAGGAUCACAAAAAGUUUUUCCUCGACCUACCGUCUAUGACGGAGAGGUUCCAAGCGAGCAGAAAUAGUCAGCUCGCGAUGCAGGUGCAGCCUCAGCAGUUGAACAACAUGGCGGCUCGAUUGGAGAGUCUGCCGGACCGUGCCGCGAAACGGAGAAUCCGAUUAAAGUUCCUGGAACACAAAUGCUGCCUUAUCGCUUUCUUGUUCCUAGUCGAGACGAAGCUCAAGGGCUGGAGCGUCAAGUACGGCACCGAGGAAAGGGUGCAUCAAAUGUUGGAACAGUAUAGAAACUUUGUGUCGCGAAACAGAAUCUUCCAAGAGUUCCAGAAAGCGUAUUUGGACAUGCAGCAAGUCGUCGAUGAUUAUAAACGCGAGGGUAACGUUGACAAAGAGGAGAGCUUCGCCAUCGAUCGUUUCAUGCGGGAGACCGGUGAGAAAUGGAAGAGCGUCUCGAUGGACCUGCGUUGCGUGCAAAGCAUGUUGGAGGAGGUUGUAGCGUAUUGGCGUCGAUGGAACGUCGUCUCGGACGAAUUCGAAGCCUGGUUGAUUCGAGCGGAGCCUGCCCUGAUGCUUCCCGAGGAGGAGAGAAUGGAAUUCUUUCAAGAUAUAAGCGUCUGGAAGGAGAAACACCAGCAACUCUCGGACACCGUCACUUUUCUGAUCGCCACGUCCGACGAGCCCGUAGCUAUGGAGCUGAAGCAACGUUACUCGAAUCUCACGGCAAGAUGGGAGUCCCUGUUCCAAGAAGCCAAGCAGUAUAUGCACGCUGGCGACUUGAUACGAAACAGAAAGGAUUACAGAGCGGGAGUGGAAACUCUGCAAAACUGGUUGAGAAACGUCGAGUCUGCGUUGGCAGCCACCGAUCUGACCACCACCGAAAAGAUCAAAGCUUACGGCGAGAAACUUGAAAUCUUUCACAACGAAGUGGAGGGUAUCGAGGAUCUGUUCAAGAGUAUCAGCAAAAAGUUCCAAACCCUCAUCCAAGACUUGUCUCGCGACGAAGUGGACAAGAUGAUGAGCACGUUGAAGAAGGAGAAAGAAGCCUUGGUUAAAGUUCGAGCGUUGAUACCGAUGCAGCUACACUUGUACCAUCAGUUGCUCGUUCAGCAGGAGUCGUUGGAGGCUGGACAAAAAGAGAUCGCUGUCUGGUUGGACGAAGCGGAGAGAAUGUUGACCGGCGUAGACCUCUCGGGGGGCAGGGAGCAUAUCCUGGCUCAGUUGGAUCGCCACAAAGCCUUCUUCUCGAGAACCCUAUACUACAAGUCGAUGCUAGAAUCGAAGAACAAAGUUUUCGGCAGCAUCGUUAAAUCCGUGGACAGCCACGCGGACGUUGCGACCGCGGAAGGUGGCAAGACCUUGAGAGAAUUGAACGAACGAUUCAACAAAGUGUCCCGGGCUGCUCAAACCUGGGAGCAACGAUUGCAGGAAGCCGUCAGAUGCUGGAGCAAAUUCAAGGAAUGCGAAAGGCAAGUCUCCGAAUGGCUCUCAGUGGCGGAGACAAUGAUCAAUGACAAACACACCGACAACAGACGCUCGAUCGAGUACCACAAGAACUUCUUCGGCAACGUCAACGAGAAAUGGAUUCAGGACUUUGUGAACGCCGGACAGGAUCUAAAGAAUAUUUUGGCUGGCGAGCAGCAAACUCCCAUCGUGGAGGCUGUCGAAGCACUUCAGAAACGCUGGAAGGAAGUGCUCAGUUUCGCGCCUCUUCAUCUAAUGAGACUCGAGUUUCGUCUCGACGAGACAACGUUUUUGCAGUACCUCAAAGAAAUCGAGCUCGAGAUCAACUCCGAACAACAGGCUCUCAUGCAAAACGAGAACGUGGACAGUAUACUCGAGCGGAACAAAGAAUUCUUCGUGAGUCGUGGCACGGUACUGGAGGUUGAAAAGUGUCUGCAAACGUUGAAAAAAAUCAGCCACGCGUACGGUCAAUUGAAACCGAACGACGGCACUCUACUCGAAGCUACGCAAAACGCCGAACGCCUCUGGGAAGAUUCUGCUCAAAGAGUGGAACGUUUGAGGGAUCAGUUGAAGCAGGUACCUCAACAGUGGGCCGCCUACAAAAAGAAACUCGACGAGAUGGUUGUAUGGAUGGACCACGUGGACGCCAACCUCAGAACCAUACUGCACGAAGUAAACACCUUGGAGGAAUUCGAAACGGAAAGAACGAUAUUCCAGGUUCAACUUGUCACGAAAAUAUGUCGCGAAGCGGAUAGCAAGCGCGAAGAAAUGAAGUGGUUGGUUCAAACCCUGGACAGCUUGACCUCCAACCGUUCCGACCACGAGGCUCUAUCGGAACAGAAUCGUCUGGAGCAAUUGAUAACUCGUUACAAGAAUUUGAUACCAACGAUAGAGAUCACGAUGACGAAAACUGACAUCUAUUCGAAAAGUUACACCUACAGGAAGGAAGUGCGCGAGGUGUGCACUCUGCUGCGCAAGGUUCGCGAACAGUCCAAGAUCGACGUGCUGUCCGAAACUCCUGAAAAUCUCCAGACCGCGGUUACCCAUCAGGAAACUCGCCUCGGUCAAUUGGAGCAACAGAGAUCGAACAUCGUCAGUAUGUUGCAGCGUGGCAAAGAUCUUUUAAAGGAUCAGCACGCGCCCCCCUUCGUGUCGCUGGAAGUUCAACAACUCGAGUCCAGCUGGAACGACACGUACGGACAAAGCGUGGAAACCCUGAAAUCCUUGAAGAGCACGCAAAAACUAUGGAACACGUACACGAGUCAGAAGGAAGAGAUCCUCAAGUUGAUCGAACAGGCCGAAGAAGAACUGAAGAAAAUCGAGUCGACCAGCUAUUACGAUGCUUCUCAAGUAUCCUCCGAUCUUCAAAACAAACAGGACUUUGGCUCGACUCUGAGAAAGUCUUCCGAAGAACUGCUUAAGAAACUGCGCGAGACGUACGGCAAUCUGGCGGACGUCGCGCCAACGGAAAGGAAGGAAAUGUUGAAGAAGGAGAUGACGCAAACCGAAAAGAAAAUGGAAACCACUUUGAAGAUCGUCCAGGAGAAGGUGGUUUACCUGCGAGAACACAGUAACCGAUGGAACAAAUUUCAGGCAAAGAUGAACGAGCUGCAGCUGUGGGCACAGCAAACCGCGCCUCAAUCGAUCGCGGACACCGACAACUUGGCGACGACCCCCGAGGAGAUGGUUUACAAAACCGAAAGUCUGCAGAACGAGAUAGAAGAGAAGCGCAAAACGCUAAAGUUCCUAGAACAAGAGUCACGGAACCUCGUAAAAGGUGACAGUGAUAGUGGUCCAGGCAGACAGCUGCGCGGCGACAUCGUUAAUCUCGAGAAAACGCUCGAGACGUUGAAGAAGAGUAUCGUGGUCCAGCGGGACACGGCUGGUAAAAACCUGGAGACGUGGAAAGAGUACGAAAAGGGAAUCCGAGAAUUGAAACCUUGGAUCGAGGAGGCGGAAUCGAAGGCAGCUACGAUAGGUAGCAAACCUACGACUCUAGCUCAAGCAGCUCAGAUGUUGGACACCGCGAAAGCAUUUGAAAUGCGAUGUCAGCAACACUUUACGAACAUUCAGGAGCUAUCUUUGAUCAGUCAACGACUCGCGGGAAAGACAUCGGCCUCGGACCAAGUGGACGCGGUGCACACGCGUUGGAACGCUGUCCACGAUGUAGCCGUCCAAGCAACGACAAAAUUGGACAAACUGGUUACCUCGUGGAACAGUUUCGAGUCCGAGAUCAAAGAUUUCAACGAGUGGUUGGAAAAGUCGGAAAAGGCAGUACUGGUAGAACCCAAUACUCAAACGCCCGAGGUAUCGGUACUGGAGAAAGAGUUGUCGCGGUUGAAGGAGUUCAACAAGACGAUAUCCGAUCACCAGGCUCAAUUGAUAUCGCUCACUCAAGUCUCCGAUCACAUCAGCCACGGUUUGUCCCUGGAGGGAGCGUCCAACUUGAAGUCUCGAGUCUCGGACAUAAAAUCCAGAGUGAGCAAACUGGCCGACACCGUCAGGUUGCAGCUCAACAAGAUUUCCGAUUCCCUGUUGGCUCGUCAAGAGUUCCAGAUGAAGAUCACCGAUUUCGAGAAUUGGAUGUCGCGACUGAGAUCGAACAUCGCCGAGAUCAGCGAGGCUACGGUGGACACAGUCGAUACCAAUCUCCAAGCGGUGCACGCCUAUAUCCAGGAACACUCGGAGAAACAACCUAGUUUCGCGGCGAUCUACAACGAAGUGAAACAACUUUCGUCGAAAGGAUCGGUCGUCGAGGCAGCUGCCCUCGAUGAAACCUACGCCACGUUGGCGAUGAAGUACAAAGCAUUGGAGGACGAUCUGCGACAGAAGAAGAAAGAAUUGGAGAAAUGGAUCGAACUGUUGAGCUGGCUGAACGAUGCGAACGGGCAACUGAGUCACUGCAAGUACGAGGCAGAGGCUAGAAAACCGACUGUCGUCGACUUGGACAGAUUUUCGUCGGAGUUACAAUCCGUAUACGAGAAGAUCGACGGUUGGAAACAGCAAAUUUUGCCAGACGCGGGUACGGGUAUGGGCAUGGGUAUCCAAAUUCGAGACAAGCAAGGAAAACCGCUGUCCGCCUCGGGCCUGUUGAACGACCUCGAAAACAAAGCGAUAGCUCUGAAGAACGAGAUAUCCGCGAAACGCGACAAAUUGGAGAACCUCGGCGCCAGGUGGAACAAUUUCCGAAAGUUGCAAGAAAACAUCACCGAAAAAAUACUAAACACUCAAACGGCUCUUCAGGAAACGGUUUACAGUGUAGACUGCUGCAAGCGAUUGGCGCCCGCCGUGGAGAAGAUCGAUCGGCUGAUCGAGGAGCACCGAAAGAGGGAACAAGAGAAAGAGGUUCUUCAUUUCGAGGGCAGUUGUUUGAUGAAGGAGGAUCAACGUUCGACGACCAAUAUUCAAGUUGUUCUGUCUUCCGUUGACGCCAACUGGGAGAAGGUCAACGAACUCGUUCGAGAGCAGAGGAAGAAAUACGCCGACAUGGACACGGAUUGGAAGGCUUACGAAGAAGCCAGAGAAAAGGUGAAGCAAUCGAUCGACGAAGCGAACGCUCUCCGACGAUCCGUAGAGGGAGUACCUUACGAUGUUACGCAAGCGAACCUAAGUUUGGAGAAACACAGGAAAGCCCUUGAAGUACUGAAGAAGGGUAAACAAUAUUUAGAGAAAAUGGACACGAAAGCGCAACACCUGACGAAAGAAGCAUCCCUGAUGCCUAACUUUAACUCGGAGUUGAUCGACUCCGACCUGAACGAAAUUCGACAAAACUACCAGGACGUUUACAGCGACAUCGGUGAAAAAUUGCAGACGUACGAGUCUCGGGUGAUCAUCUGGAAGCAAAUCGAAGAAUCAAAGUCGGAAGUUAUCAAGUGGCUAACCAAUACCAACGAUGCUCUCACGACCGCCUGCGAACGUUCCCUUGACGUGGACAAUUGUCAAGCCCGAUUGAUACGAUAUCGGGAGGAACUGCCGGCUCAUCGACAACUCUAUCAGAACAUCCUCGCAAAGAUCGAGCAACUGAUCAAGUUUAACAACGACGCGGACAUCCCGACCUUGAACUCGCUGCGCGCACUGCUGGACGAUCAGUUCAAAUUGGUCAAGAGCUCGGCGGACAAACUGGAAUAUUUGACGUCGACGAUGAACGAAAAGGAGAGAACGAUCAGACAGGAGAUGAAGAGAUGCGGCGACGCGAUCUCCAAGAUCCGAGAGGACAUCAUCAAGUGCGACGACUUGACGGGUGAAAAUACAAAGAUCCUCAACCGUAUCAACAAAUGCCAGGAGCUGAAGACCGAGCUCGAGCAAUGCGACUACGCUCUCUCGAAGCUCGAGGAGACUCUCACGGAAACGUCCACGGAAUACCCGAGCAUUUCUAGAUCUAGCCUGCCCAAAGAGCUUCAAGCGUUGCAACUGCGAAGAGACGGUGUCGCCAGCCACGCGAACAAAGUGGUCGCAACAUUGGUAGCCUUUCUGACCAAACUGUACCACGAAAAGUUCGGAGCUCUUCAACGGAUGGUGGUGACCCUUAAAGAAAAAGUGGCCUGGUGCGAACCCGAACAGAGCAGCGAUCGUUACAAUCUCGAAGUGAAAAUGGCCUCGUUGUUGGACGUGGAGGCUGGUAUAGCGGAUUGCAUCGGCAGAAAGGAGGAUACCGACAACUCUUUGAAGCUUUUGGCGUCCGUCGAAAGCGCCGAAACGAUGACCGUUCUGAAGGCUGAACGGGACAGGGUCAACGUCGAACUGGACGCGCUCAAGUCCUCCUACGGCAAGAUCAAGAACGACCUGGAACGGAACAUCGCUCUGUGGCAACGUUACGAAGUCACCUCGGAGAACGUUCUGUCGUGGCUGAAGGAGAACGAGAACAAAAUCAGAGCCGAGGCGUCGAUGCUCCUCGACACGAACGAAAUCGAGGCGAAAAUCGACGAGAUGAACCAAGUCCGUAAAACGGUGACCGAGUACCAAACCGAGCUAAAAGAUCUCUCGAUGCUCGCCGAGGACAUAACGAAAGUCAGCUCCGAAUCCAGAGUGAAUCAGUACAUAGGCCACCUCAACACUCGAUACGAAUACGUGGUAAAGUUUUUGUCUCAACAUCUGGAGAGAUUGCAAGGUGUGAAAGAGAACAGGGACCGGUACGCGGCGAGCAAACAGAAGCUGGAAGCUUGGCUCGAGAACGCGGAGCAGACGUUGAAGAUUUACGACGAAAUUACCGGACCGAAGCCGAUCACGUUCUACCAAUCGCGACUCAAGGAACUGAAAGCGUUCGGCGAGGAACGAGAAUUAGGACAAGCUAUACUUAAUCGAACAGCCGAGGCGGGCGAAACUUUGUUCGCAAGAAUCACGCCGGAUCAACGAGAAACGAUCAGAGCCGAGCUGAGAAAUUUCCGCAACCGCGUGGACGCCAUGGCGGAUCGGUCCAACGUCAUCUACAAGAAGAUAGAGAGCGACAUGAUGCACAGAUCUUCCUUCGAAGACAAGUUCUCCCAAGUGAAGCAGUGGCUGGCGGACGCGCAGAGCAAAUUAGAAGAGAAGCAGGAUCUUUUGCCGACGCUGCAGGAGAAAAAAUUUGCUCUUCAUCUGUACAAAGCCGUCGCGCAGGACGUGACCGUUCAUAAGAACAUCUUGCAACAGCUACAACAGAGACUGACCGCGUCGCCCGACGACGAGGCCAGCGAAAUGUUGGCCAGCGUGAUCGAAGCUUACGAGAAGCUGUCCAACGAGGUGGAAGGACGUAUCAACAUCGCGGACAAACACGUAUCGAAUCACGAGGCUUAUCUUCAAACGUUCGAGAAGACUCGCGAUUGGAUCAACACCGCGAUCAACGAGGGGACGCCGAUCAUCGAAGAUUUCUCCGUGGAACGGGAGAUGGCGCAAAAUAAAAUCGCGUCUAUAGAAAGCUUGUUGCAGCAGAAAACGGAAGCUGAUCGGAUUCUCUUCGAAUGCAACCAACAAUUGAAUAUCGUUCUCGAGCAAACCUCUCUGCCGGGCCAUCAGGCUCUGGUGAGCAACUUUGAGCAACAAAAGAAGAUUUGGGAGGAGUUUCUAAAGAGGUGCGCCGCCGCCAGAGACAAAUUGAACCACAUGUUCGAUCAGUGGUCCGAGUUCGAGAAGAUCGUCCAAGGUUUGGAAGGCUGGAUCAAACAAACGGAGAUUCAGCUAAAGGAUCAGAGUUUGAAGAGCUCCGAGGAAGCUAAGAGAGCGCAUCUGCAAAAACUAAAGUCUUUGGAGGAAGGUAUCGUCGCGAAAGGGGCUGAAUUCAACGCUGUUAUCGAGAAGAGCCAGAGUAUAGAGGCCGAAGCUGAUCUCGCUACGAGGGUAUCUAGACAAACUACCAAGUAUCAAGCCAUCAAGAAUCAAGUAAAGGAAGCCGUGAUGCGGUACGAACAGUUCGUCAAGGAACACAACGCGUUCAACGUAAAGUACGCGCAACUGUUGGAGUGGAUCGAGGAGAUUCGGUCCGAGUUGAAACGACAGAGCGAGAUCGUCGGCGAUUUGUCCGUGUUGCAAAGCAGACAGAAACGCAUACGCGAUCUCGGCGACACCAGAACGAAGGAAAACGCUCGGUUCGAGUCGGUGAUCGAUCUCGGCGAGAAGCUCUACGUGCAUACGUCUCCGGACGGCCGAGAAAUCAUCAGGCAACAGCUGAGAAACCUGCGAACCCUUUGGGACGGAUUCUCCGAAGAGCUCCAGGGCACCACGCAGAAAUUGGACCAGUGCUUGAUGCAGUUUGCGGAAUUUUCGCUCUCUCACGAGCAACUGACCGCCUGGCUUCGAGACGUCGAGCGCACGAUGCACCAACACACGGAAUUGAAGUGUACCCUGGAAGAGAAGAGAGCGCAGCUGCAGAACCACAAGAUCAUGCAUCAGGAAAUAAUGUCCCAUCAGUCUCUGGUCGAGUCCGUCUGCGAUAAAGCUCAACAGCUGGUGGAUCAGACCAAGGACACGUCUUUGAACGUCUUUUUGCCCUCUAUCAAACAGCUUUUCCACAACAUCGUGGCCAAAUCGAAGGAUUUGCUCGAAAAUCUCGCCGACUGCGUGGAAAAGCACCAUCGUUUCAAUCUGCAAGCAAAGGGUUUCUCCGACUGGCUGAACAGCGAAAGAGAGAAACUCGCCGAAUGCAACGACCUCACGGGUGAACGCGCCGACAUUUCCCGUAGACUGGCGACACUGACGAUGCUGAAGGACGAUCAGAUGCAAGGAGCGGAAUACCUCGGCAAGCUGAAGGAGCUUAGCGACUCGGUCACCAAGAGAACCGCGCACAAAGGAUGGGAUGCCAUCCAUAAGGAGAUCACCGUUAUGGAGGGCAACCUCCGUCAAUAUUUGACCGAAAUAGAAUUGGUCGAGCAAAAACAAAAGGCGGCGUUGCAAAAGUGGCAAGACUUCGAGGACAAGCUGGAAGCCCAUACGAAAUGGUUCUCCGCGAUGGAAGCCGCGUUCAGAGAUCAACAGCUACAGCCUACUCUACGGGAGAAGGAAACACGGUUGGCUACCCUCAAGGAGAAACGUGACUCCAUACUCAAGAAAGAAUCCAAGAUUGAUGAGUUUGUCGACAAGUCUCAUAGUUUACUCCAUGCUAGCGGCGUGGAACGUAUAAAACCGAUGAUUUCUCAAAUUAGUAACAGAUAUCAACUGUUACACGUGCUCAGCAAAGAGGUGGUAACUCGAUGCCAAAGCAUCGCGGACGAUCAUCGCGCCUACGAGGAAAAAUUGAAAGGUUUCGAUGAGUGGAUCGCUCGGUUGGAGCAAAGUCUGUCCAAUUUGAAGAAAGACGAAACCGGGAGAAAUUUGGAAGAGAAGGUCUCGCGUCUGCAAAUACUUUUAGCCGAGAAGGAGCAAGGCGAACACCGUUUGGCCGGUCUAGCGUCCUUCGGGGAGAGGAUUCUAGCCGACACCUCGGCUCAAGGACGGGAAUUGAUUCGUCACGAAUUGAGACAAGCUCGGGAACGAUGGGAUAAACUCGUGGAGGAAAUAGCCGAACAACAAAAGAAACAAGAUGCUCAGUCUCUGCAGUGGUCCAAUUACCAGGAGACCCUGCAACAAAUCCUAGCUUGGUUGGACGCGAUGGAGAGGUCUGCGAAGCAGGAUUCAUCGAUCGCUUGGUCAUCCCUUCAGGAAAUUAAAUCGAAAUUGCUCAAGAGCAAGGCGAUGCAUCAGGAAAUCUUGGCCUACAAGCGUAUCAUCGAAGGCGUUUCUGAAAAAGCGAACGCGCUUACGUACACCGUCCAAACGCCCUCCGACGCUCGGCAGAAUGCUGCCUCGGUCUCGGAAAGAUACGAAGACCUGGUCGACAUGUCGCAGAAAAACAUGUCCAACUUGGAGACCCUUUUGGACACGUUCCAACAAUUUUACGAUCUUCAAAAGUCCUAUCAGGAUUACCAGAAGCAACAAUGGGAACAGUUGGCCAACUACAGCGACUACACGGGCAACAAGGCUGCUCUUCAGGCACAAUUAACUAAAAUCAUGGAACUUCAAGACGGCCAGAGGGAAGGAGAGUUAAAGUUGAACAUUCUGAACGAACACGUCGCCCAGAGUGCUCGUAAUCUGACACCGAGAUCGCUAGAGUCCAUGGAACGAGAUUUAGCUACGUUGAGAUUCGAGCACAAGAAGUUCGCGACUGCUGUGAACGACAUCGUUCGAUGCGUCGAGGAAAGGAUUCAGCAAUGGAGCGAGUACGAGAAUUCUUUGGAGCGCCUAUUGGCCUGGCUGGCCGACGCGGAAUCGUCUUUGAAAAAUUACUCGUUGAAGAAUACCCUCGACGAGAAACAGGAGCAACUAGAAAAGUACCAGGCACUACAAAAGACCGCGUUGUCAUGGGAUACGGAAGUCACGGAACUGGUGGCGCUCGGAGACCACCUCGAUCAAAUGUUGAUCGUGAAUCUCCGACAAAACGAAGCAGAAUUCGACAGAAUGAGCGACGAAUCAUCCGAGCUAAUGCAAAUCAGCGGCGAGACCAGAUUCUCCGCCAGCGUUCAGCAGAUUACAUCUCGGUUCCAGUCUAUUCAAGCUACCGCCAAGGAACUUGUUAAAAAAUGCGAGCAAGCGGUGUCGGAUCACGCCGCUUACCUAGAACGCUACAAACAGUGCUCGGAAUGGUUGGCGAACGCGCGAACUUGUUACCGUUCGAUCAAGGACGACGGGACGAGUACGCGCGAAGAAUUAGCCUCGAACGUUGGAACCCUGAAAGAUCUUUCGACGCGCCAAUCCUCGGCGACCCUUUUGAUAAACAACACGGUGGAGGCUGGGGAACGAUUGUACCCGACGACCGGAACGGAGGGACGAGAAAUCGUUCGCCAGCAGCUGCUGGAACUUCAACAAGCCUUCGAAGAACUGUACGACAGCAUCGCCUCGACGGAACGCGAACUUCUAUCGAAGAUAUCGCGGUGGUCCGGGUUCGAGGAAUCGAACGAGGCGUUCGAAGAAUGGCUGAGAAACAUCGAGACUCAACUGAAAGCGGAAAUCGAGCUGAAGACAACAUUGGACGAGAAACGAGCUCAGCUGCAAAUCUACCGCACGUUCCUGCACGACGCGCAGACCCAUCAGCAGGAUUUGCUCGAUCUUCGCGACAAGGGCGAUAAUCUACCGGAUUCUACCGACAAAGUGCACCAAACUCUGAAGAUGUUGAACGAGAGGCACGCCGCGGUACUGAAACGAGCCGCAACGUUCGUCGAAAGAUACGAGGGCAUCGUCAGCGAUCAUCAGCAGUACAGCAAGUCUGUCCUGGAUACGCACGAGUGGUUGGAUGCGACGCAUAACGCGGUUAUAUUAUGGGGCGACACGGAACUCGAGCGAGUGUCCCUGCACACCAACCUCGACCGUUUGAAGAACCUUCUGCAGAGUUUGCCGGAAGACGAACCGAGGGUCCAACAGAUCAGGACGCUAGGCGAGAAGGUGAUACCCGGCACGUUGGAGUCCGGUCAGAUAAACAUUCGAUCGCAGAUCGAUUCGUCACAGCAGGAGUGGGAAAGUUUGGUCACCGCUGUCAAUUCCACCAUCGACACUCUGGAAAACAAGCUGCAACAAUGGAACGAGUUCGAGACGUCCAAGGAACGAUGUCUCGCCUGGAUGAGGGAAACGGACACGAAACUGCACGCAGUGGACUUGAAGCCCACUCUUCUAGAGAAGAAAGAUCAGUUGGAGAUGCUGCGCACUCUUCAAGGGCAGGUUCGCGCGAAGGAACUGGAAAUCGACGCCGUGACGGAGAAAGCCCAACAACUGCACAAGAACCUUACGUCUCGUACGAGCCAGGUCUCGGAGCUGAGCAUCAAGUACCAGCAAAUCUCGAACAAAGUCAAGGAUCUGAAUGGCCGUUGGCAUCAAUACGUGACCACUCAUCAGGAGUUGGACAAUCAGGUGGCCGAGUGCACCAGAUGGUUGGACGAUAUCAGGAAAAAGUUGGCCUAUUGUUCCGAUCUCGGUGCCUCUUCGCAGAAAGACUUGGAGAACAAAAUGGAGAUAGUGCAGGACCUGUUGCUCUGCAAGGAGGAUGGAUUCGGCAAGGUUCAAGGAAUCGUGGAAUUGGCUCAAACUGUGUUAGCCAACACCGCGCCGACGGGACACAAAGCUAUCAACGAUACGGUCGGCAAGCUUCAAGAACAGUGGAGCGCUCUGGCCUCGAAGAUGUUGGAGACCAAGACCAAUCUGGACGACUCCAUCAACAAGUGGGCUGGACUCCUCGAGCAGAUACAGUCUAUGAACAAAACCGUCGAGUACAUGCAGACGGCUUUGAACGAUUUCUUGCCGUUCCAGACGACCAUGGCGGAAAAGAGGUGUCAGCUGGAGCGCGUCAAGGCUCUCGAGGAGAAAAUUCGAUGCGAAAACAUCGAGGUGGACGGUCUGAAAAUGAAGGUUGCCGAAAUGAUUGCCAGCGGACCGCAGGGAUUGGCCGCCUCCCAGGCUCAGACUAUCUUAAACAGAUUCGACGCGCUCUUCGAGAAGAUCAAGUCGUUGCUGAUCGAACGGGAAGAACAGUACAAGGAUCAUCGAUUGUACAAAGAGGCGCACGACGACAUCAUCAACUGGCUGAGUCGAGCUCGCGAGAAAAUACCCUCCAUGAAGCAAAGACCUCUCAGCGAUAAAUUAGCUAUCGAGAACGCGGUGGCGCCGUUGGAGAGUUUGUUGAACAAAAAGGCUCAGGGUGAGUUGCUGGUCGAGCAUUUACAGCACACCGGAAAAGUGGUUUGCGCUAGUACCAGCCCGCAAGGACAGGAAAUCAUUAAGAACGAGGUUCGCGCUCUCACACAGAGUUUCGAGGAAUUAUUCAAAGAAAUCAGACAGCAGAAAGACCAACUGGAGCAGACGGUGGGCCAAUGGCGCGAGUACAAAGACGAAUACGAGAGACUCAGCGACUGGUUGCAGCAGUUCGACAUCCUCGUCAAGGCGCAGAAGAACUCUCUGUUGCCGAACGUCGCCGAGAAGGAAAAGCAAGUGCGAGAGGUUAAGGAGAUCCUGGAGAAGCUGCUCAAGGGCCAGGAACAGAUCGACAAAUUCAACAAAACAGCCUCGGGACUUCUCUCCUCUCACUUGGACACCUAUGUAAACAAUCAACUGCGUCACCUGAAUUCACGGUACCAAGUCCAGGUGAACUUGGCGAAAGACGUGCUGAACAAGGUCGAGACGAACUUGGCGCAACACCAAGAGUACGAAGCGAAUCUGGCCAAGACGCGCGCUUGGAUCGAGAACGCGAAGCAAAUAAUUCGCAAAGGAACGGAGGCGGCGUCCACCAGUAGCCGAGAAGAAUUGCAGAACAGGUUGGACAACAUUCAAGAGCUACUGAGGAAACGAGAAGAGGGCCAGAAUCUGGUCCAUCUGACCGUGAACUGUGGCGAAAAGGUAACGAGGAACACCAGGUCGGACGGCCGGGAAGAGAUCAACGCGCAACUGAAAGAGAUCCAGAACGACUGGGAGAGACUGGUGAAGAAAAUUUCGACGACCAAGGUUCAUCUCGAGACGAGCCUCCUUCAAUGGGCCGACUAUAGUUCGUCGUACCUGCAACUUCAACAGUGGAUCAACGACCGCGAAGCAAAGUUGCAGCAAGUUUGCGAGCAAAAGGUUUCGAAGGCUAGAAAAGGUUUGGCUGGUCUGAGCUCGUUGGCUAUCGGCGAAAGGAAAGCUAACCUGAGACAAACGAACAGCAUCGUUCAAGACAUAGUAGCGUUCGAACCGAUGAUACAGUCCGUCACCACCAAGGCGGAAGAUCUUCGCCAGGCGACGCCCGCCACCGAGAUCUCGAUCAAGUACGAGACUCUGAGCAAACAAGCGCAAGAGUUGUACGCGAAACAGAAGGAAACCGUCGAGCAACAUCAAGCUUUCAUCGACAGCGGAAACGAGUUCGUUCAGUGGAUACGCGCGGCGAAAGAGAGACUUGGAAAAUGUUCGGAGCCUACAGGCGACAAGGAGUCGUUGGCAAACAAAAUCACGCAGUUGAAGGUGUUGCAAAGCGAACUACCCGAAGGCCAGAAGAAACUCGAACACGCUUUGGAACAGGGCAACGCGGCCUGCCAGAUCGCCGACGAGGAAGACAAGGAAAUAAUCGAGGAGGAAGUGGCGUUGUUGCAAGAGGAGUACGACAGCUAUGUGGACUCGUUAAACAACACCAAGAGCUUGCUAGAGGUAGGAAUAGUCAAGUGGACAGAGUACGAGGAUCAAUUCUCCGAAGCUGCCGAGUGGCUCACGCAAACCGAGCAGCUGGUGCAAUCGUUCAACAAACUACAGGACAGCUUGGAGGAGAAAAAGAACGUUCUCGAGCAGUUCCAGAUCCAUCUUCAAACUUUGUUCGAUUGGCAAAAAGAGCUCGAUCGUUUGAACAUGAAAGCUCAGAUGUUACUGGAGACCUGCGCGGACACGAGAAUCUCGAACGCCAUCACUCAGCUGACCACAAAAUAUAACGCAUUAUUGUCGCUCGCGAAAGAAAUAAUGAGACGCUUGGAACUCCAUUACCAGGAACAUCAACAGCACAAUACGCUGUACCAAGAGUGUCAAGACUGGAUCGAACGAACGCGCGACAAACUCGGCGAGUGCAAAGAAAUUCCAAGCACCCUGGCCGAGGUGAACAACAAACUGCACACUUGCAAGACCAUCAGACAGACCCUCGAGCAGGGCCAAAACAAGCUGCGGUACGCUCUCGAGUUGAAGGAGAAGGUAAUCAUGAACACCGAGCAAAACGGAGCCGCAAAGAUUCAGGAAGACACCGAGAACCUUAAGACCGAGUUUGAGAAGCUGUUGGUCAACGUCGAAGACAUUAGGCAGAAGCUGUCCGCGAGAGCCACCGCGUUGGAGGAACUGAACAAGAUUCAUCGACUCACCACGGAUUGGAUCGAUGAAAUCGAGGGGAAGAUUCAGCCGGGAGAAAUGUUCAAGAACGAUCUGAGCGAGAAACGGGCAGUUCUGGAAAAGUAUAAGACGGUUCACAGAGACAUUCAAGGUCACGGUGAAACCGUCGAUCGUUUGAAGGCUCGUCUCGCCGAAGACUCCAGCAUACCCGUGGCUCCUUACCAAUCGACCUUUGCCAAAUACGACCAAUUGAACAAACUCAUAUCCGAUAAGAUACGCAAUUUAGAGGAGCAGGUGAACGAUCACGAGAAAUUUCAGCAAGCGCAAAACGAGGCAGCCGACUGGGUCCGUCAAACGAAACUGGAACUCCAGCAACAUUGCGACACCCACGGCGAAAAGGAACGGAUCAUCGAAAGAGAGAAGAAGGUCGAUCGGAUCAUCGCCUCGCUUCCCAGAGGAGAGACUCUGAUCUCUAAGGUGAUACAGCUCAGCGACGCCGUGAUUUCCAGCACGGGUCCAGAAGGCCAAGAAGCCAUCGGACAAGACGUGAAGCAGUUGCAAUCCAACUGGAAGUCUCUGCAAUCGCAGUGCCACGACUCUCAAAAAACAUUGUCAAACUGUAUAUCCAGUUGGUCUCGGUUCACCGGUGCGUUGGAUAGCAUGAAAAGAUGGAUAGACCAUUUUCAGAAAAAAGUGAACGAUGAGCAAUCGAAAGAGAACAAAACUCCCGAGGAUUUGGUGCGCUGCAAGAGUCUCGUGGAAGAGGCUAUCCAGCAAAAGCCCGUUCUCGAAGAACUGAACGACAAAUGCGAGGCCUUGUUGGAGAUGAGCGCGUGCAGUUGGGCACGCGACAAAACGGUCCAACUGCAAUCGGCUUACACGUCUCUGUUGACAGACAUGCAAAGUCUGGUGUCGAAGGUAGAGAAAAAUUUGUCGGACCACACCGAGUUCCUGAAAGCCAAGAAAGAGAUGGAAGAUUGGUUACGCGUCGCGCGCGGCUCGGUACAAGAUUGUAUGGGCGUUGGAGACGCCGAGUGGGCCAAGGACAAAUUAGAAACGAUCAAGAUCGUCGCGAUGCGAAUCACCGAGGGUCAACAUCUGCUCUCGACGCUGCAAACAGCAUUCGCAAAGGCGAUCGAGACCGCGGUGCCGGAGCAACAAGAACAGCUGAGAACAGACAUGGCUGGACUUCGUUCCGGCUGGGAACAGCUGAGCAUCGAUUUGAACACAGUUCAAGCUCGGCUAAAGUCUCUUUUGAGUCGCUGGGACGAUCACGGCGAGGCUCACGGCAAGUUUCAGCAUUGGCUGGACGAAACCGAGAAAAGUAUGCGGAAACUACCGGAUACCAAAGGGGAAUUCGGUGACAUGAAAACGAUGUUGGAGCGUUACAAACAUAUCCAAGAGGAAGUUGCCGAGAAAAAGACCGAGUUGGAUCAUCUGAUAGAGGAAGCCAGCGAAUUGUCCAAGUUGGCUAAGAAAAACCGACCUCUGGAUCAAACGAACAAAUUAUUGAAACGCUGGCAGGAUUUGAGCGAUCGCGUCGAUGAAAGGAAAAAGCUCGUCGAAAACGAGAUGCAAGAGUACAACGCUUACCACGCGGCUCUGCAAGAAACCGAGAAAUGGUUGCUUCAGAUAUCCUUCCAGCUGAUGGCUCACAAUUCUCUCUACAUCACGAGCAAGGAGCAGACGAUCAGUCAGAUAAAGCAACACGACAAUCUGCUCGAGGAAAUCGAGAUGUACACGAGCGUAUUGGAGGAUCUCAAGUUGAAAGGCAACGGACAAAUUUCUCGCUACGUGACCGUCAAUACCGAAAUAAAAACAGUGAUCGAAACGCAGCUACAAAACGUCCAGGAGAGUUACAACUCUCUGCUGAACACCGCGUUACAAAUUAAGAAACGAUUGGCGGAAUCGCUGAUCAAGUUCCAAGAGUACGAGAACACCCUUGAAAGCAUCAUGAAGAACUUGGAUGCGUACGAACCCGAAAUUACGCAGGAAAUGGAAGCACCGUUCGACACCCUCGAACAAGCGAAGGAAAGGUUCGAGAACGCGCGCACCUUGCACAACAAAUUACAGGCCGAGAAGACGCGAUUGGCUUUAGCGGUCGAAGCUUGCGAAGCUGCGGUGGCUUGCGUUUCGAGGCCUGGAAGUCCUCUCGAUGCUCCACCCGUGCAAAUUCCAGCGAGAGAAGUCGAGGUCCGGACCAAACUCGAAGACCUUAUCGAUCAAGCACAGGGACAUCUGAUGAACGCGACCAAGGCCGUGAGCGAGCUGGAGGAACAAACUCGGCAGAAAAACGCCCUUCGCACGUGGAUAAAUCAGCAACGAGCCCUCUGCGCCGAGUGGAAGUCUCGACCGGCGAAACUGCGAUCCGAGGCGGCGCACGCCGAGCUUCAAGCGAUGAACGAUCUCCUCGGGAACGUCGGAGAACGUCGAACACACGCCAUCACCGAACUUUCGAUCCACGAAGAGGAUCGAGACAUCGAGGAAGGUCUCGAGAAACUCGAGAGAGAGCUAACGGAUGCCAUCGCUGCGAAACAAGCGGCCCAGGAACUGAUUCAAAAGUAUCGAUCGCAAGUGCAGAACAUUCAAUCAUGGUUGGACGCGCUCUCGAAGAAAAUCGACGUAGUCGAGAAAGGCAACGGGCAGACGAUCGGGCAGAAAAUAGCGAGCGCGAAAGAGAUCGCGUCCGAGUUCGAGUCACAAGGACCCGAUAGAUUGAACCAAGUCAAGAGUCUGGGCGAUCGAGUGAUGGACUCUGUGAGCAACCUGGAUUCUCAGCAGAUAGAGGAGCAGAUCAAGUCAGUAGAGAGGCGGUACGCGGACACCGCGAAAAAGCUCCAGAGGAAGGCGCAGGUGUUGGACAUGACCGCUCAAGGCAUCGAGGCAACCAGGCAAGAGAUAGAGGAAAACAGAGACUGGAUUCAACUGAAGAAACAGCAAGCUCAGUUAUCCGAGCCUGUGGGCUACGACAGCAAAUUGGCAGAGGAGAGACUUCUCGCUCUGAAGGCGAUGCUGAAAGAAGCCGAAGGGAAGCAAAUGGUAAUCGACACUCUGGAGAAGCGGGUUGGGAACAUGCAGAACGAAUUAGAGGGGAACGAACAGCAACAAUUGGAGAACGAGACCAAGGCGCUACGCGGAGAACAGGCAGAGCUUUGUACGAUCCUAACGGAAGGAAUUUCGAGCGCGACUGCCGCGGCUGACGCUCGUCGCAAAUUCGAGGGUGAGCUGGAUCGCGCCCGAGCCUGGAUCAAGUCCAAGAGCAACAACUUGAAGAAACUGAGCGGAUAUCUGCCUUUGAAGGCCGCGAAAGUCGAGCAGGACAUCGAGCAGCAUAGCGAGUUGGAAGCCGAUAUCGAUUCAUUCAGCGAGAAAGACCUCAACGACAUUUUGAAACAAGGAAACACGUUGCUGAAGGAGUGCAGCGACGAGGAUCGAGCCAGACUCGAAACCAUCUUGGACGAGUUGAGCAAGGAUUAUCAGGAACUGAAGGGUGAAGCGAGGGAAAAACAAGCGGCAUUGGCGGAUCUUCUUCAAGGCCGGAAAGCGUUCGAGAACGAGAUAGACAAGUGUCAGAGAUGGAUCAACGAAGCCGAAGUAGCUACUUCUUCGGACCUGCGGACCUCCAGUAUCGAUAUUCUACGAGAACAGCUUGCCAAGUACGAUCGGCUCAAGAUGGAGGCGAACGAGUACGAGUCCGACAUUGAAAAAAUAAUUCAACAAGGAAAGUCCAUCCUUCCCACGGUGAGCGACGCUGACAAACUCGAAUUGAGCGAGCAACUGCAAAACAUGAGGGAAGCACACGGAAGAGUGGCUGGAAUUAUAAACGAGAGAGCGCUCGCUCUACAAAAGAGCAUCGACGAGGCUGAAGAAUCGUUGGCGCGAGUCGCCGAGGCCGUACAGUACAUGACGGAUGUGCAAAAGGAACUUCAAGAACUGAACAAACCUAUCGGUGCUCGCGUCGAAGACGUCGAAGCCAUGUUGGACUCUUACGAACGAAUUCUGAACGAUUUGAAAGCGAACAAAGCGAAACUGUCAGACUUGGGAUCGGUGAAUGUCGCCGAUCUCCACGGUGUGCUGGCACAACAAGACGACCUCGUAAAGGCCAUCGAGUCACAAAUAUCGAAACUCCGACAGUUACUUUUGCUGCGGCAACAAUUCCUCGCUCUGAUCGCUGAAAUCACCACGUUCGUCGCCAAGUACACGGAGAUCGUUCGGGACAUCGAAACCUCUGGCCUGACUACGGAGGAGAAAAUCAAGAGAUACGACGACGCGAUUCUCAAGAUCCAAGAGUGCGAGGCCACCCUGGCCAGCGCGACCGACAAAGGCCAGCAAAUCGCCGCGGAGGGUUCGACCGUUGACAGAAACAACAUAACGGAGCAGCUGCAAUCUUUGAAGCUGCAAUUGCAGGCCUUGAGGAGAGCCGUGGAAACGCAAAGAGAACAACACGAACUGGCUGCGGCGGAACACAAGAGGUUGGCCAACGAACUAGCCGAAAUUCUCGAGUGGCUGGAGGAUAAAGAGAAGGAAGUGAAAUCGAGACCUCUACUCGAAAGAGAUCCGGCCAGCGUCGAGGCUGAACUGAACAAGCACCAGGAACUUUGCGAGACUGUCAACGAACAUCUCGACAGAAUCACAAACUUGAAGAAUUCGAUUCCCUACGAGGAAGGCAUGCCUGGCUCCUUGAAGGAAAUGCUUAGCGAAGCGGUGUCCCUCUUGUCUUCUCUGCCAAGAGAAAUGGAGGAGCGUGGAAAUUACUUGGAAAAUAAUAUCAAGCUGCGGUUGGAGUACGCUGCGCUUACCGACAAACUUCACGGAUGGGUUCGCGAAGCGGAGAUUCGACUCGAAAGCGACAAGAACGGACUCGAUUUCGAAAAUAUUCUCAGCGAUCUGGAAGAACACAAGAUAUACUUCAGCAGCGAGCCGUCUAUUCGCGAGCUCGUGUCUCAACAAAUCCAGCAGGCGGCGGAUAAGAUUUGGCCAUCGUUGACCACCUCCGAACAAGAGGAGCUGAGCGUCGAACAACAACAGCAUACUCAAUUAUUGAAGAACACCCUGAAUACCGCGAAAUCGCAACGCGCCAGACUCGAGCAAGGCGCCGAGACCUGGAGAGACUACACGCAAACUCUCGAACGAGUUCGAGCCGUUAUCGGGAGAUCCAGAUUCACCGACGAACCCGUCACAACUCUGGCUGGUUUGCAGUUCAACAUACAGAAGAUCACGCACGCGCUCAACGACAUACAGAAUCAACAAUUCGAGCUAGAUCUUUUGAACGAACGGGGUCGCGAGGUCCUUCGUUUGGCCGAUGCCAACAACAAGAAGACGAUAGAGGCUCAGAGCUCCGAAAUCGGUGCCGAAUGGAAAGAAUUGGUAUCCGGUUUGGAGGGUCGCAGAGACGCUCUCGAAGCUCUCUCGAAACAUUGGGAAGACUUGGAGGCGCAGUGGUCCCUCGUUGAAGCUCGCGUCAAUGCGACGGAAGAGAAGAGCAAACUCGUGGACACGGUGGUUCGUUCGAAACAGCACUUGCAUGACACCAUCAAAGCUUUACGCGAGUUAGUGGCGGAAGGUGAGAAAUUGAAACCGAUGACGGACGAACUAAAAGCUCUGGUAGGACCCGUUCUCGCGUAUCUCGCAGCUUUCACCGAGGACCCGGCGCGCGUGCUCGAAAAGAAACUCAACAAAUUGCAGAAUUCCGUCGAUACACUCGUCGUCUCCCUUCAGGCGAAAUCCAAGAAGGCGGACGAAGACUUGGAGACGUUCGAAAGCGCCGAGCGUGAGAUCGAGCACCUGAGAAAGCGUUUGAACGAGGCGCGCGACCGCGCCUCGAGCCUUUACGUGUUCGGCUCGGAUCAAGACGCGACCGAGGAGGAGCUGGACGAGCUACGCUCGGCCGUCGACGAACUUCUCGAGGCCGCCAAGAACUUUUCAGGAAGCACUAAGGCGCGGUACCAAGCUAGCCAGCAGCUGAUCCCGAGCGAUCUCGGUCAACAUUUAACGGCACUAGAGCUUUGCGCGGAAGCGACAGCCCAGGUCAUGGAGGAGAAACAGAGGGAACAGAAGCGAGCCAGAACCGUCAGAUCGGAUUAUCUGACCGACCUGGACGAAGUUCAGGCAUGGAUGCGUCAGGCCGAGCUGAAAGUGCAAGACAGAUCGGUCGAACCCAGCCGUCUGAAGGAGCAGCUGAAACAGGUGCAGGACGAGCUGGCGACGAUCGCCGACAAGCUCGAACGACUAACCAGAAACGGCCGUUCCAUAGCCGAGAACACGAGAGACGAAGCCGAGAAGCAAUUGAUCAACAGCACCGUUCACAAUUGCACCGAACAGUUGAAUCAGCUGAGAAAUUGGCUGGACGAGAGGAAGCAAUCGGUGGCCGACACCAUCGACGCCUGGCAGAGAUUCUUGACGUUGUACGAAACCGUGAAGAACUGGACGGAAGAAAAGAAAGAGUUCUUGGUCGAGCCGUUGAAGCUCGCUACUCUCGCGCAGGCCAGGCAGAGGCUGCACGAAUAUUCGACAGCCGUAAAGAGCUGCAAACAGAUCAACAAACAUCUCAGCGACAUGGGGAAAGAACUCGAGAAUAUCGGUCAGGUUUGCAGCGUGGGCGAUUUGCCCGAGAAGCUGCUCGAGGCGGAAGAGACCAAGGUUCGGGUGGAGGGUCAACUGUUGGAAAGGAACGCUUUACUCCAAGAAACCAGCGAGGAAUGGGAGCAAUGCGAGAGAAAACUGAAGGAAGUGAAAACGUGGAUCGAGAAGACGAGGCAGAAUCUCGAUUCGCCGCAGAGCAAAAAGAAACCGUUGCGAGAUCAGCACAUCGUUCGGGAGAAAAUGUUGAGCGACAUCGCGAUACAGAAAACAAAAAUCAGCAUAUCGAUGGAGAAGCUCCAAGUUCAUUUCCGUUCCGGGAUCGGUGGCGACAGUCGAAUCGGCGACACGGUAGACGAACUCCUCGACGAGUUAGACGGUCUUCAUAGCACCGUGAAAGAGCAGACGACGUCGCUAGAGGCUUGUUUAGCUCAAAUCGAUCGAUAUCAACAGGAGAUACAACAUUUGAGGCAGCAGAUCGUACAGGUGGAGCAACAACUGAGGACGGUGCUCAGCCCGACUUACCUCUCCAGCGACAAGGAGAAGGCUUUGCAGGAGCAACAGAUUUAUCGCGAGAGGAUCAAGUCGUUGCAAAGCAAAAUUCAAUCACGCACGGAGAGAUCGAAGAUUCUCGCGCAGCGCGGCACGCCCGAUCUGGAGCCGUUGGAUCCGUGACGGUGCCGAUAGUCGGCCUGGGAGAAAAUCGAAUUUCGUCGCUCGUCCAGCUCGUUCCAGCCGCGCGGACGGGGACCGUCGAGAUGCCAAAGAGACCUCGCUUCGAGUUCCUCGAGCAUCGAAAGAUGAUCCUCGUUCUCCGGAUGGACAUCGAUUAACGUUUUUAAUAGCUCCAGAUCUUUUUUAGCGAAACUUUAUAGUCCUAUACGUGACCAGUCGAUCAGUCGAAUUAUAUAAACACACACACAAACACACACACACACACACACACACACACACACAAACACAAACACAUGUAUUAAAUUGUAUCAUUUAAAAGUUAAGGAAGAAUAAAGAAUCGUCUUUGUCGAAAAUACGAAUGAGCAAAGAGAAGAAAAAAAAUAAGCAAAA